ACAGUACCUAGAAAUAGCAGAGGAGAAAGAAAUUGAGAUAAUCACAAAAUACAAAUACCAGAAAAUAGAAGCAGAACAAUAGUUUAACACCAUCAAACAUCCAUAUCUGCCUAUCCCAGGUUUGGAAGGACUUGAUAGAUGGAUAAAAAUGCCAAAUUGAGUCUGAACAUCUGGCUUCAUUACGAGCCACAUUAUUUCCAUGUAAGUAAAAUAUAACAAGGGAAAAGCAAUACAAUAUUAUUUUUUAAAAAUUAUAGUUUCUUCCUUUUGUCAAGCACAGAAUAUUCACAAACUGUACCAUACAGUCUCAAGUAAUAAUCCAUUUUUAACAUCUCUGGAUUUUAGAACCUCAUUGUAUGAAGUUAUGACUCUGGCAGCGUUACCUGAGACUGAAGGACAUGUAUAGUUUUGAAUGCACCACGCUCAAAAAAAUAAGGGAGUGGGGAGAGAAAGUUUCCAUGUCAGAGACCAGCAUCUCCCCCGCCUCCUUUUUAUAACUAAUGUUCUCUUUUAAGAAAGAACUUGCAGUUCGAAAUGGCUUAUUCCAUUCUGGUUGGACAUCAAAAAUACUUAAAUAAAAACCGCUCUGUUUCGACUGAAUCCUAAAAAAAAAAGGAUUACCAAUAGUUCAGGAAAAGGCUAAGGAAGGCGAGAGAUACUUGAAAGAAAAAGAAUACGGGCAAGCAAAGGAGAGCAAAGACGUCCACCUACGAUGCCCAAUGGUAACGUCCGAAGGUUCCCCUCCCCGCUCCUUUCACUGGCUGCCGAAAUACGUCAUCCGAUAGAACAGGAAAAGAGAGGGUGGAAUUCCCGGCAUGCCUCUUGGGUUGGUGCCCGGCCGAUGGCUAAGAUGGCGACUCCCAUGCAUCGUUUGAUUGCUCGGAGACAAGCAGAAGCAAAUAAACAACAUGUAAGGUGUCAGAAAUGUUUGGAAUUUGGACACUGGACAUAUGAAUGUACAGGGAAAAGAAAAUAUCUGUAUAGACCAUCACGAACAGCAGAAUUUAAAAAAGCACUUAAAGAAAAAGAGAACCAGCUACUACAACAAAGUUCCGGAGAAUGUACUACAGAUAAAAAGAGCAAGAAAAAAAGGUCUAAAAGUGUGACAAGUUCCAGCAGUGGCAGCAGCAUCACCUCAGCUAGCGAGUCUUCAUCAGAGAGCGAUGACUCCUCCUCCUCCUCCUCGUCAGAUGACAGUGAUAGUGAUGAAAGCACAUCCAGUUCUUCGUCUUCUCCAUCAUCCAGUAGUUCUUCUAGUUCUUCUGACUUUGAAACAGAGUCAAGUUCUUCCAGCAGCAGCAGCAGCAGCAGCACAGACAGCAGCACAGACGAUGAACCACCAAAGAAAAAGAAGAAGAACAAUUUGGUGCGAUGCUAGGACUAUGGUGGCAGUAAAAAAUAACUUGCGUCAAAAAUGCAUAAUGGCCAAACUAAACUAACCGGUUGUCUGUUUUUACAGUUGUAAAACGGUAUUUGUUUUUACAUAGUAGUUGAUAGGCCAUAAGCUGUUAAAUGGCAAGUAAUACAAACUGAAAGAGUAUUUUUGUGGAUUACUGUUUAAUAGGGAAUGCUACCUUUUUUCUUAAUUUUUAAAGAAAUCUAAUAUUUAUAUGAAUUAAGGUCCAGUCAUCCUGAUGUUUACAUGCCGGAAAGCAGAAUAUAUUUUCUGAAUCAUCCUGUGUUAUAGUCAUUCAGCAAUCUUGUGUUUACAUCAGUUUUAUAGUCUAAGUAAGAGGGAAGGAGAAUAUGAAGUUUGAUUUCAGAUGGCUAAGAAACCCAAAGCCAUAUUUAAUGUUCCUCCUCAGGUACAGAGGAAACAAUAUUGCAUUUUGUACAGGAAAAAAAAAAGCUUGUUUGAAAAAGUUAAAAAAAAAUAGUUCAAUAUUGUAGUCAGUUAAUGGCUCAGUAUCAAAUUUAUGUUAAUUGGAUUCUUUUGCGAUCAGUAUCCUAUAUACCGAUCUUAUUACCAUCUCAGUCCAGUAGGAUUGCUGAGCCUAUUGAAACCAGACUCUCUGUCUCGGUUGCCCUCUUGGACUUUGUCUGCAUAUGCAAAAUGAUGAUGGGUAGAGAUCUUCGCAUUAUACUGAGGAGUAUGUAUCUUAUCACCAUUAAGCGCUCUCUCUCUCUCUCUCUCUCUCUCUCUCUCUCUCUCUCUCUCUCUCUCUCUCUCUCUCAAGUCUUGUUGCAAGCCCUCCUGUAACAUUAGGUUUUGACUGACUGCCAUGUACAACUUCCUUUUGCUCUUUGGGUAGAAUAAUUGCUGGCUAGUUUAUUCUUAUACAGUACACAAACUUGUGGAAGAGGAUAUAGCUGGGGGAAGAGAAAGGUAAGCUCUAUUCCCUCAUACACUCUUCCAGGCAAAGAAAACUUCAUUACAGUAAUCUAUUGUGUUUCCGAUAGAAAUAGAUAUGAAUACUAUAAGUAAGAGGUAGCCAAAAGGAAUAAAAAUAGUUUAUGCUAUAGUUUCAAAAUUAAAACUCACAAGCUUUUGUCUAUACUAUUAUUUCCAUUUUAGAGGAAGUUAGAGAAAUAAAAGUGUUUGGGGUACUUCCUGGCUCCUACUUCUAGUCAUAUAACUUACUUUCGUAUUUUUCUUCCUUUCAGAGAAAGGGAUGUGUUUAAAUUUUUUCUCAUGUAAAGCAUUAGCUUGGCAACUGGUCACUGGAUAAACAUUUCAGCCCAGAAAUCCUUGGAAGAAAGGCUUCAUGCUGUGUUUUACAUUUGGUAAAAAUAUUGCCAGCUAGCCAUCCAGUUAUCAAUGUUUCUGUUCCUUUAAGCCUCUGUUUUUACCUUUUGCCAGUUAUCAAUUGUCCCCCCUCCCUCCCCCCAAAAAUCCUUGAGCUAUUAUGGUUGUAAUUUAGUGGAAUGUAAAAGUAAUCAGAGUGAAUACUUUACUAGAUCAUUUUAAGUUGUCUCUUUAAAUGCCAAAUCCUUGUUUAUGAUGACAUGUAAUGAUUUCAGAAUAAAUUCUUAGGGUUCUAUUACAGGCUUAAAAAAGAGUGUACUUAUGUUUAUUAUAAAGUGGAAAGAGAACACAAUGACACUGUAAAGUAAAGAAAUAUCCAAAAAGUAGCAUUUUCUAAAAUAGAAAGUUAGGAUAUUUAACUCAAAAAUCAAUUAAUAUUCCUGGGUAUCCCCUUGCAAAAAGCAUUUAAGUCAGAGAUAAGAAACUUAUUUCACUCCAAGGCAACAUUGAUUUCAGUUGACGAUGCUGAAACCAAAAGUCGAUAGGGCCAGUUCACUUCAAGCUUGCUGCCUCCAAAUUACUUUUCUGGAGGCAGAUCAACACAUCCUUUGCCUCUUGUAGUAAUUAAGCUUUUAAACUGCCUUUACUAAUACAGUAUCAAUUCAAUCUGUUUGUAAAUUGUGCAUAUUUUAGGUUAGACUUAUUUCUGAUCAGCACUUGACACAGGUGGACAUUUUUUUUCUGCUGCUUCCAGCCCUCUAGAAGGAGGGAGAUCUUGGAUUGAACCUGAAGACCAGACGGGACCCCGUCAUCCCUCUGAAUAUGGCUUGGAUAGAGGUUCUCCAUGUACAUAUUUAAACACAGGAUGAAUAACAAAUUGCUCUUUAAAUCAGAGGGAAAUCUUCAGGCAGAAGCCUGCUGUAUUGACAUAUGGCAGCAACAGUUCUAUUAUAUAUAUUUUUAGCAACACUUGUUUCUGCACUUUUGUCAUUCUUUAAAUAGUGGCUUGACAUUUGUUGUAAUAGCAAUUAUUCUUCUCAUCCAAAUCUAAAUGGUUUAAUGUACCGAAUGCCCUCAUCUUGUCUACAAGGCUAGCAUACUCCUUUUUACAUGGUUUGGACCAGAAGCCUGAUCCUCUGUCCACUGAAAGAGAAACAGCACUAUCCAGUACUAACAAAGACCACCUUCAGUUUUGUAAUAAAGAUCCUUGCAGGCAACUACAUACAUGUCUCUCUCCACUAUGUAUCAGAAUCUUUGAAUCAAGGCCAAAUGCUUUGAUCUUUUUAAUCAGACCUGUUCAAGCUUAAAGACUUCCCUUUAAGCUGUUUUUGCACUGUUCAUGGAGAGUAGUAUUCAGUGCUGCAGCUGAAAUGUUUCAUCUUUGUGCCUUUCCCUAAUAUUAAAUAUGCCCUGAAAGCAUUAUGAAAUGGAAGAGUUUGCUGCAUGCUAUUUUGGGCACCUGGAAAAAAUGUUAUAUAAAUGCUUUCAAUGAGAAAAAAAUUUAUUUUCAGUGGAGCUGGAUAAAAAAAGAUAUCUUUAAAUAUUUCCCCUUGUGAUAUUUUUGCAUAAAAAUUCUUAGCCUAUAACAUGCAUUUGAUUAAUCUGGUCGUAUUCUAAUUUACAGUCACUUAUUUAAAAAUGUGUAUUUUUUGCAUAGCACAAUAAAUUUGAAUGGAAGAUACAUAUUAUGAAAGAUUAUUGCAGUCCAUUUCUUGUAGGUUACAGAAAAGAAAUAACAGAUUAUUGUAAUGAAUUAUAGCUAUUGGAAGUAUUCAUUAAUCCAUACAGUUUCUUUUUAGUUUCUUUUGUUUUGGUGAGAGCCUUUUUAUGAGGAAUAUAUGGGAGGGGACAUGUUAAAUAUCCUAAGUCUAGUUAAAGUAUGAAUCAAUGAUUGAACUAUUUUUUAUAUUUUUAUGAAAAUGUGUGUAGAAUGACUUUUGAAUACAAAUGUUCUAUUUAAAUGUUUAUGAAGUUGUGCAUUUUAGUCUGUAACCAUUUCUAUGUUUUGCAAAAUUUAGACACUAUAAUUCUAAAACUACCAGAAAAAAAAUUGAAUCAUGCUAUAUAGAAUGUAUAAUUUAAGAAAUUAAUAAAUUAUUAAAUGCAAA
Molecule: messenger RNA, 4794 nt
Organism: Crotalus tigris (Tiger rattlesnake)
Lineage: Eukaryota; Metazoa; Chordata; Lepidosauria; Squamata; Viperidae
Gene: ZCCHC10
Product: zinc finger CCHC-type containing 10
Exons: 4
Coding region: 713-1378 (221 amino acids)
Molecular function (GO): nucleic acid binding; zinc ion binding
Source: RefSeq, a predicted model, not a curated record